This is a messenger RNA of Mesorhabditis belari, 1413 nucleotides long. NCBI's taxonomy places the organism in Eukaryota, Metazoa, Nematoda, Chromadorea, Rhabditida, Rhabditidae. The record is from the annotation of a GenBank genome assembly.
AUGAGCUCGUCAUUGUUCUCGCCAAAAUCUCAUCGUCUCGUUGUCGCCUUUGCGAUGACUUUCGGCUAUUGGGCAGUGCUGUCGAUGAGAGCCGAUUUGAGUAUCGCCGUUCCGUGUAUGGUGAAAUCCCAAAAUGUCACUCGCCAAGGGCGCUCUUUGAGCUCAGAAGCAGCGUCUUGUCAAAGAUUCGAUCCAGAAACAUCUCCUUUAGUCGAUCAACAGGGUAAUAUUGAGAUGGAGCUCUGGGCCCAAUCAUUCCUGUUCACGGGCACUUUUUGCGGAGGUCUUUUGAUGAGUCUCUUUGCCGGCUAUUUGUCCGAUCGAUUCGGCUCCAAACUGAUGAUGCUUUGGAGUGCCCUGGUGGCAAUGGUGUGCAGUGGGCUUUCUCCGAUCGUCGUCGAGUCCUAUUGGCUAUUUUUCACCGUGAGAGUCACGAUUGGACUGGCCGAGUCCUUCAUCCUUCCAUCACUCAACACGUUGGCCUGUAGCUGGUUCCCGGCAAACGAAAAAUCGACAGUUGCCGCCAUUUAUUCAUCCGGGGCUCAGUUAGCCGCCGGUGUCUCCUCUCUCAUCGCCUCCUUUUUUUGUCUCUCAUCUCUUGGAUGGCCGUCAAUCUUUUACUUCUUUUGCGCUUUUGGUGCAAUUUGGCUUAUUGUGUGUAAAAUCUUCAUUUACGAUUCUCCACGUGAAAGCCGUUUUGUCAGUGAAAACGAGCGAGAAUAUUUAGAGAUCAACGUAAAAACGAUUGUGAAAAAGUCGAAGAAGAGAAAGCUGUGGAAGAAAAUUCUGACGUCAAAUGCGAUUUUCGCGUCGAGUUUCGCGUGGUUCGCCGGGAAUUUCAUCUCCAACAUUCUCCAAUCGUUUCUGCCAACAUUUUUGAAGGAAUCUCUUUAUUUGCCAAUGCAUCAAGUGGGCCUCUACACAGCCGUUCCAUUUAUCUCUCAACUUGCCUUCAAAAAUCUCGUCAGUCCAUUGGCUGAUCGUUUGCGCGCAAACGGAACCCUCGACGUGAGCACCGUCGUGAAAUUGUUUCAAAGCAUCAGCUGCUUUGGUUCGGCGAUUGCAGGUCUACUGCUUGUCAUCGUUCCGACGUGUGCCCACCCGCACUACGCACUGGUUUUUUUGAUUCUAUAUGGCAUGUCACUCGCUUGUCAAAUCCCGGGCUUUUUCACAACGUUGCUGACGAUCGCUCCAGCUCACACCGGCGUUGUCACUUCUGUCGGUGUCAUAUUUGCCACAUUGGGUAAUCUGGCCGGUCCGAUGGCUAUGUCGUUAAUCGAAAAAAUGGAAGUCGAAAACAAAUGGCUUGUGAUGUUCAUUUUGAGUGCUGUUGUGCAAAUUAUCGCCGGAUUGGUGUUUCUCUGUUUUGGGACCGGUCGAGCACUCGCUUGGACCGAAAAUGAGGGAGGUGCU